This is a messenger RNA of Aphanomyces astaci, 729 nucleotides long. RefSeq lists its product as hypothetical. The coding region runs from base 1 to 522 and encodes 173 amino acids. The record is from RefSeq and is a predicted model, not a curated record. The transcript has a single exon. NCBI's taxonomy places the organism in Eukaryota, Oomycota, Saprolegniomycetes, Saprolegniales, Verrucalvaceae.
AUGGUUAAAGCUGCCCCGGAACUGGCUUACGAAGUCGAGCCCAAAGUGAUGACGUUUGCGCUCAAGUUUCUCAACUCGGCGCCCAAAGAGAAGCUCAUGGUGGAGCUAGAACUGCCCGAAUCCACAGCCGACAAAGUGAUUGACCAGCGCGACUUUGGCGGGUACAAGAACCUGGACGAGAUUUUGACCAAGAAGCUCAUGCGCAAGAAGAAGUUCAACACGUUCCGAGACCGCCUCUUGAGCUACGCCAAGGACAACAAGCCGUCGGACAAGCCCGCCGACGACGACAACAACAACGCGAACCCGACAUCGAAGAAGGGCAAAAAGAAGGGCGGAGCUGCCAGCGCGGCGCACGCCGAGGCACUGCUGCAUCUGCAGAAGACAGAGAAGCCCGUGUUUAAGGAGACGGAACCGCUGCGAUUGCGGUUUGGAUAUUUAUUGGCCCUCCCCAAGGUGGAGAAGCCCGAGGAAACGAGCGAAGCGGAAGCCGCCGAGGUUGCGCAGCCCCUGAUCGUGGCCUAGUCGUCGUGAUCGUGUUGUGUGUCAACUUUGGUUGUAAUCUACUUGUACAUUUUUACUUCGUAUCGUGGCAAGGUUGGAUCUGGCGCAUAGUGGCUGAAACUCAUGUGGGGCUCUAUCUCAACGCAGUACAAGACACAGCCCGUUGAGGGCUUUGUAUCCAUAUUUAGUGUUAGGGUAACCCGGUAAAGUAUAGUUUCAUUCGCUUAA